AUGCUUCGGAGAGUUAUACUCGGUCAAAUCAUACUUAUCGUUCUGAGUAUUUGUUCAUGUCAUGGGUCGAUUAGCGGUACACGUGAUCAGAUCGUCCUGGCAAAUUUCAAAGCGCAAUUAUCAAAAGCUCGGACAUUGAAGCAGGCGCUUGCUAUUUAUGCGGAUUCGAGUAUGAGCAAUAAACAUCAAGUAGCUAUGCAAACGGAUAUUCGUAAACUUGAGAAGAAUAUCGAUACACAACUGGUUGGGUUCGAACUGGCGAAAGACGAUAAAAUUGUGCCAUAUGUGAACGGUGGUUGUUUACCACGUAUUACAUGUGUUCCUGUUUAUUCUCAAGAGGCAAUAUCAGAAGCACAAUUUUCAUGUGAACCAACGAAAAUUGAAUAUGUUUCAUUCAGUCCGAUAAUUAAAUUCGAACAUGGCGAAGGUUCCGGUCCACCUAUCGCUGCAAUGAAACCAUUCAAAACCGAAAAUCACACCGAAUGCACAUGCAAAUGUAAACUCGAUGAGAAUGCUUGUCCAAGUAGUGCUCAAGUUUUGGACCAUGAACUAUGUCGCUGUCGAGAACAAGCGUGUUUUCCUCAAUGUCAAGCUAUGCAACGUUGUCAAUUGCUUAGUACACAAGAAAAACCAUCCUGCGUUUGCAAACGACCUAUCCCAGGUCAAAAUGGCGCAUAUUCAUGUUCUUCGGGUUAUCAACCUGAUGCUCGUUGCAAAAAAUGUGUGAAAUAUCCAUGA
This is a messenger RNA of Adineta ricciae, 738 nucleotides long. The record is from the annotation of a GenBank genome assembly. Lineage: Eukaryota; Metazoa; Rotifera; Eurotatoria; Adinetida; Adinetidae.